Messenger RNA from Rubroshorea leprosula, 1463 nucleotides. The record is from the annotation of a GenBank genome assembly. NCBI's taxonomy places the organism in Eukaryota, Viridiplantae, Streptophyta, Magnoliopsida, Malvales, Dipterocarpaceae.
AUUUUGUUGGGAAGAUUUCGUCUUCGUCCCUCUUUUGGCUCUCCUCCUCGAAGAAAACCACUCUCCGUAACUCAAAAGUCAUUGCCUUUGACUCCUUUGUCUCGUUCCUCCUGCGUUUUCAUCGAUAUUCCAGAAAUCCCACCUCAAAACUCUCAAGAAUCACUCGCCCAUCUCGAAGAAAAUGCUCGAAUUCAAAACCACCAAGAAGAAAACGUGGAUGUUUUCUUACUGAUCUCUCCCCCCCUUAAAACCCCCAAGAAUUCUCCUCUUGCGUAAUGGAAGCUAGCACCAUACGAGCAACAGCACUGAUCAUCAACAGGAACAACACCAACAGCAAAAUCUUCAAAAAUCAGAACUUCCCUCUUCAAAAGCUUUCUUUUUGGUUUGCACCCACUAGUCGCCCUCCUGGUAUUGUUUGGUCUUAGAGAGAACGCUUAACGAUCUUGAAUUCCAUGGUUGCUUACUACUCUAAUAAGAAUUCGUCAUCUGGGCAUGGUUUUCCGGGCCCCUUUGAUCCGUUUUCGUACGAUUUUGGUGCAUUCGAUGGAGGUUGCACAAGCAGGCCGCUUUCACAGUCUUUGGUUCUGGAUAGCGGGAAGGGGGAGCUAGUAAAGGCGCCGGGGAGAGUAGGGAAAAAGAGUGUAUCUGAGGAUAAAAUUACUGCGGCUUUGAAGAGUCAUAGCGAGGCAGAGAGGAGGAGGAGAGAAAGGAUCAAUGCUCAUCUCAAUACACUUCGCGAUCUUGUGCCCUGCAGAGAAAAGAUGGAUAAAGCCACGUUGCUUGCUGAAGUUAUUAAGCAAGUGAAAGAACUGAAGAAGACUGCACAUGAAGCAAGUAAAGGUUUUCUCAUUCCAGUGGAUACUGAUGAAGUGAGCGUCCAACAGUUUGAUGAUGAAGUGGAUGGAACAUUUUCUUUCAAGGCAACCAUCUGCUCUGAUAAUAAACCCGAACUUCUGACUGACCUGAGGAAAGCUCUUGAAGGCCUUCAACUAAAGAUGGUUAACGCUGAAAUGUCAACCUUGGGUGACAGAAUGAAGAAUGAUUUUGUUCUGACCAGCUGCACGAGUGUGCACGUUGACCCUGCUAAAGCACGUCAACUUCUUUCAGAUUCCAUUCACCAGGCCUUGAGUUCUGUCCUGGAGAAGGCUUCUGUCUCCCCUGAAUACUCACCAAGAACAACACUAGUCCCGAACAAGAGGCAGAGGAUCUCUUUUACGGAUUCCUCAAGCUCGUCUUCGUAAGGGCAUUGCUCUCAUUGGUUUCACGUUGAUUAUGUUGAUGUUAAAUACUAAAGAAGUAUGUAAAAGCUGCAUAUAUUGUAUAAUUUCUGUUACAGAAACCGGUAAUUAAGCUGGUAAGCUGUGAGUGGACAUGACUAUGGUUUGUACUAAAUCGUAAAAUUAGGAACUUUUUCUAUGUAUUUCUAUGAUGAAGGGUGCCUGUAAUAAAAUUUCCUCCGGAAA